AAACGUGGUCGUGUUUGUAUUGCUUGUAACACGUUUUUGCAAUUCCUGUACAGAUUUUUGAAGAAAAUAUUAUAACGGAAGUUUUGAAUAUACCGUCUGAAAUCAAGAUGAAAAAAGAUUUUGCUCCUUCUUCAAAAAUACUACUUAAACCGAAUUAAGAGUAGCUAGUAAAGCAUGAGAUCUGAGGGACUAUCUCCAAACACAGCAGUGAUAGAAGUUGAGCCCACUGCUCAACCCUCUUCUCUUUCGCCUGAUCUAGACCCCCCGCCAACCAAUCAAGAGCUUGAAGAAGAUAAUUUCUGCACCUGUGAAGAGGUGCUGAGGGCAUUUUGCUGCUUCUGUUGGUGCUCUUCAAGUGAGCAAAACAAUUCUGAAGCUCCCAGGAGCACACGGAUGGGCAGCUCAAGAGAAAACAAGCUAGUGGUCCUAGGACCAGGAGGCGUCGGCAAAACGUCUCUUGUCGUCCAGUACUUAGAAGGGUUCUUCACUUCCACUUACAAGCCAACCGUGGAGGACUACUACCGACAUACGAUCAAAAUGCCAGAUGGUGCUUUCCACACCGUCCAGAUCCUGGACACUGCUGGCUCCCUCAAUUUCCCGGCCAUGCGAGAGCUUAGCAUUCGAUCCGGAAGGGGCUUCAUCCUGGUCUUCUCGGUAGACAACCUGCAGUCUUUCCACGAAGCCAUACAACUCUGGGAUCUCAUUCAGCGAAUCAGAGGAGAAAAUGUUCCUGUAGUCCUCGUCGGAAACAAGACCGACCUCGCCAGUGAUAGGGUCGUCACCCAAGAAAUGGUUGCGGAGGUGACAAAAGAUCCCUCCAGAAUCUGCAGGUACAUAGAAACCAGCGCAAAAUCCAAUGACAACGUCUCCACACUCUUCCAGGAACUGCUGCUGCAUGCUCAAGAACUGGAACAACCACCCCCACAACCUCACUCCUCCAGGCGUCUCAGCAGACGACUCAGUUCUCUGGGCAGCAUCAACUUCGUGGUUCGAAGAAAAUCGUCGGUGCCGAGGGAAGGAGAACCGAAGGAAAAACCGGAUUCCAAAUCCUGCGUCAUCGUUUAGAACAUUUGAACAGAGAUCUGAAAUGCUCUCACCAGACUUUGUUGGACAUUGUGUUGUCUCAUUUUUUUUUGAUAAAGGAAAGUCCUUUAUUUUGUUUCCUGAACAAAAACAUUCAUCAAAGAGAAGAGGUAACUCUAUAAUUUAUCAGAGUUAUUAAUAAGUUAUUAAUUUAUUGACUUUUGAAAAGUAAUGACUCAGAUAUGAGUUUGUUGUAAGUAAUUUCUACUAAU
Messenger RNA from Argiope bruennichi, 1295 nucleotides. Its product is annotated as ras-related protein Rap-2a-like. Gene Ontology annotation, molecular function: GDP binding; GTP binding; GTPase activity. Gene Ontology annotation, cellular component: plasma membrane. Bases 175 to 1065 code for a protein of 296 amino acids. Gene Ontology annotation, biological process: signal transduction. The transcript is spliced from 5 exons. The record is from RefSeq and is a predicted model, not a curated record. NCBI's taxonomy places the organism in Eukaryota, Metazoa, Arthropoda, Arachnida, Araneae, Araneidae.